UCUUCCUCUUUUCAUUUUCCUCCUCCUCCCUCUUCUCCCUCGCUGCGACAUGAUCGUCUCCAUCGUCGCCUCAUCGUCGCCCCCAUCUCCUCCUCUCCUCUUUCGCCCCUGUGCCCUGACCCCACUCUCCACUCCUACUAGGGUUUUACACCUCAAAAACCCGACGAAGAUCUCGCGCAGCAGGAAACAGGGACGUAGAAGAGGAAGAAGGGGAGGUGUAUGCAGGGCCGAGCUCACACACGACGCCCCCUUCGCCGUCGCCAUUGGCGCCUGCGUCCUUAACUCUCUCAUAUUCCCCGUAACAUCUAAUGGCGAGGACGACGAUGGCGGUGGCGGUGGGGCUAUCGAUUCGACGGAUACGAGGUUGGCAGUGAUGGCGAUUAUUAGCUUCAUACCUUACUUUAAUUGGAUGAGUUGGGUUUUUGCGUGGCUUGAUAGUGGUAGGCAACGAUAUCUUGUGUACUCCAUCGUGUACUUGGCUCCAUACUUGAGAACAAACUUGUCACUAUCACCGGACGAAAGCUGGUUGCCUAUAGCAAGCAUACUAAUCUGCAUUGCCCACAUACAGCUGGAAACAAGUAUUAAGAACGGCGAUCUCAACGGCAUCAAUCUCUUUGAAGAAACUCUAAAGCUGAUUUUCCCGAAGAAAGAGACUCAGAUCCAGGGUCACCGAGAAUCAUCUAAAAAGGGCAGAAGCAGAAGAGAUACGAAGUUACCUUCAGCGCAUGAAUCAAGAGAGCGGUUCCGAGAAUGGGUGAACGAGAGAAAGCCACUUGAUGAGUUGGAAAACCUAAAUGAAAACACCGAUGCAGAGGAAGAGGAGGAUAAGUCACAGUAGGUAAGCAGUUGGCAAUAUCGUUUUCUUUACUUUUAUCUACUUGUUAUCUUCGUUUUGUUUCCCUUUUGUCCUGUCAUUUUGAGAUUAGCGUACUUGAUAGAGAAUUUAUGUGCUUGAAUGUAAGAUUGUAGGUUUUAGAACAAUAUAUGAUUCCAAAUUUUGCUAACCAACAUUGAAUUAUAGAAUGUGCUAUAUUUAGUUUAUCA
Messenger RNA from Ananas comosus (pineapple), 1044 nucleotides. RefSeq lists its product as uncharacterized. Bases 50 to 838 code for a protein of 262 amino acids. Lineage: Eukaryota; Viridiplantae; Streptophyta; Magnoliopsida; Poales; Bromeliaceae. The transcript is spliced from 6 exons. The record is from RefSeq and is a predicted model, not a curated record.